This is a messenger RNA of Liolophura sinensis, 6700 nucleotides long. Its product is annotated as solute carrier family 45 member 3-like. The transcript is spliced from 3 exons. Gene Ontology annotation, molecular function: sucrose:proton symporter activity. Gene Ontology annotation, biological process: transmembrane transport. The record is from RefSeq and is a predicted model, not a curated record. NCBI's taxonomy places the organism in Eukaryota, Metazoa, Mollusca, Polyplacophora, Chitonida, Chitonidae. Bases 238 to 2145 code for a protein of 635 amino acids. Gene Ontology annotation, cellular component: membrane.
AGUCAGCUGUUCAAUAAUUGUUGAUGUAGAUGAAGGUAUGUUUAAAAUGUAUGUGGUAAAAUCUGUGAGGGACAGAUGUUUGAAACCAUGAACAUAGUGCCUGCUGCAAGCCAUAUCUAGAGCUUAUUACAAAGUUUUAUGUCAGAGAUUAAAGGAUAUCUGAGUAGUCUUGUCCAAGAUGAGGCAGGACAGAGGUGAUGGAACACACACCGACUGUGACUGGCACAAUCCUGCUAAAUGGAAACCACAUCAGUGGUGGUGAAUAGGGCCAAAGUUAACCGACAAGACUCCACCAUGGAUACCCUGCCCCUGGUAAGGUCUGAUGGUGGCGAAGGAGGGCAGGUGGUGGCUAUGGCUUACAAGAAACCCUCCCUGUCCCUCCUACAGAUGGUGUUGUUGAAUGCUGUGGUCUGUGGCCUGGAGUUUUGUGCCUCGGCGGGUUUCACCUACAUCCCUCCACUACUUCUGAAGGCCGGACUCAGCGAGUCGAGGAUGAGUUUUGUCAUUGGUUUCGGGCCUCUUCUCGGACUGUUCUUUGUGCCUGCUAUUGGUAAAGCCAGCGACCAGUGCCGAAGUUCUUACGGCAGACGAAGACCUUUUAUACUGGCGCUCAGCUUAGGUUGUAUUCUUUCCCUGCUUGUGAUACCCUAUGCACAGAUUUUGACGGAGCGAGUCUUCGGAAUGGAGGGAAUGGGACGAACGUUUGGAGUUCUGUUGUUGUGUUUUGGGGUUGUGUUACUAGAUUUCACAACACAGGCCUGCCUUAAUCCAUGUGAAGCUCUUCUGUCAGAUGCCUCCAAAGGUACCAGUCAACAGGACAGCAUCUUUACAGUCUAUUCUGUGAUGAUUAGUCUCGGUGGAUGCCUGGGCUACUUCAUCACUGCCAUUAACUGGAAAACCAGCUCGCUUGGCCUUUAUUUUUCAUCACAAGAACAGUCUGCAUUUUCUCUACUUAUUGUGCUUUUCAGUAUUACAAUGUUAGCGACAUUACUCAUUGCGGAAGAGAAACCUGUCAUCUCGAUACCAGACAGUUGUCAUCUGAUGUCUAAAUUAGACGGUGAGACACUUAUACCCCCAGAGGUUAACACUGGUCAGCAUGAGUCUGGUUAUGAGACCAGCAGUAACUCUUCUGUUUCUGAGAAUGCGUCGUCUGUUCAAACCAAAAUACCGCACAGAAAACAUUUUGAAAGGACAAACUCAGUAAGCGACAUGCUGAAGUCCGUUGUGACUAUAAAACCUGUUUGUAAUAUAUUUACAAGACACUGUGAUCUUAACUUUAGGUCAAGACUGGUGAUGUUUUUUCGAGGCCGCUGUAGAUCCAUACAACAGAUUAUAGUGAGCUAUCUCCCUUCAAGAAUGAAACAUUUUUGGGACAUGCCUGUGGUGUUGAAAAAUUUGGUAAUUGCAGACUUUUGCUGCUGGACUGCUGUCAUGGGCUUUAACUUCUUCUACACAGACUUCAUGGGACAGGUGGUGUAUGGUGGCCGGCCCAAUGCCCCGGAGAAUUCCAACGAGCGGGACCUCUAUGAUCAGGGAGUGAGAAUGGGCAGCUGGGGUUUGCUCUUCCACUGUAUUGUAUCAGCAGUAUUCGCCCCAUUUGUGGAACGCCUGUCCGAGCGUUUUGGACCACGUAGAACCUUGGUGUUUGGCAUGACCAUUUUCACAGUGGCCAUGUUUUGUAUGGUGUUUCUGCAGAGCAUUACCCUGGUGACACUAAUGGCGUCCCUCACAGGAUUUGGGUACGCUUGUAUCACCAUUAUACCGUUCACUCUAGUGACAGAGUUCCAUUCUGACAAGGAGGUGUAUUUCUUCGACGCUUCUCCACACUUGUCACCUUCCGAACGUAACAGCAAGCUGAGGAAUCGUGGGAUAGCGGGUGACAUGGCCUUGUUGGACAGUGCUUACUUCUCCGCCGAAGUGGCCUUGUCGGCUGUGAUGGGAUACAUUGUGCAUUACACGGGAUCGGCCGUGGCGUACAUGGUGACGGCUGCUGUGAUGGGGAUUCUGGCCUGUGUUCUGCUACAGCGAAUCCUCACUGACAAGCAGGAGGUGAUCUCGCUGAUCCGCGACAGACAUCAAAAGUUAGUGACAGUUUCUGACCAGGACCAGCAAGCUUUUCAGAUGUCAAUUUCUAACAACUGUUAACCUCAGAUAUCCCAGGAGCAAAGAACACAGAAACCAUUGGAAACCAGCUGGUUUUCUGUUUUAGUGGUGUAUAUGUAAAUGUGAUAUUCAUGUAGACAUACAUAAAGGAUGAAACUUUUAGCUAGUUUAUAGUUGACUGUAACUAUACAUGGCUGAAGCUUAUUGCAAAUUUAUUGUGAUAUUGUCCUAAGUUACGGCUUAUAAUAUUUUAACAUGACUAUACGCAUUUUAUAUUUUAUACUUUGUACAAGCAUUAUAUACAUUUUUUUUUAAGUUGAAGAUGGUCCAAAGGCUCUUAAUUUACAGAAACAUGCUGUACCUAAAGUUUAAUUUAACAUAUUAGCAUGCUCGAUAAGAGCAGUUAUCUCCCUUUCGCAUUUAAAAAUAUUUUUGCUUUUAGAGGCAAAUUUAAGCUUUACAUUCAAUAAAGCUUCUCACUGACGUUUUGAUCAUUGAUGCAGAUUUAUCCCCCAGAAGAUGUCAUUUUAUAGUGUCUCAGUGGGCGAUAACCUGAUUUGAUUAAAAAGACCUGAUUAUAAAGAACAUUCACUAGAACCACUAGAACAUCUUAAUGUGUGAAAUACGUAAUACUUUGAGAAGUAACAUCCCCCUAAAAUGUACUGGUCACUAUGCACCCUCAUCAGUGAUGCACUCAAGUCAAAGAAGUUUACUUGCAGUAAAACAAACUACUGUUCCUCCAAGGUUUUUGAUAAUGAGUCAAUUUUGGUGGAAGAGAGAUACUGCUGGUGCAUAAAAAUCAAAUCCAUCAUUGCUGCUAUAUGUCCUUUCUAUGAAGAAAUUACAUACUUUGCUUCAGACAACAUUAUUUUUCAAGCUUUUAGUGUUUCAAACAAAUACAGAGAAAAAAACAAAAAUCACACAUACAUGGUUCUAGUGUACAUGUAGGCCUACCAUUUCUAGCUAUGUGGCCAUCAUACUAUGGGAACAAGUAUCAUUGAAGGCUUGUGAGUUAAGCGUAACCAAACAGUAUUGAAAUUAUUGUUCAAAUUCAAAACAGGGACUAUUAUGUACAGGGAAAUGAAUCAGUCACUGACAUAAAAAAAACAGCUGCCAACCAAUGAGAAACAAUCAGGGUGCACAACUCAGUCAGCUAUCUUCUCUUAAUAGGCCACUUACAGGUGGCAAAAUAUGUCUGCCUGCAUCCUAAUGUAAUGUAACUCAGUAUUGUUGCAUUUGCACUCUCAACAAAAACUUUUGUUGACAAGAUGUACUUCUAUGGAAAACAUUGGAACAUUUCCAUUUGAAAGGAUUCCAACAAAUGUUAUCUUAUCAGUCAGAAAGAUUACCCUAAUUUUUUAACAUUUGGAAUAUUUUGAAACAUUCUGAGAGAACUAUGGGGUGUGUAGAAAUAAUUUGCACAUUUUUAUGAAGCCUAUGUUUUUAAUGACAGGAGCAAAUCAAUUUUAGGGUCAUUUUCAAUUUAAUUGUGCACAUAAAUUCCACUGAAAAAGUGCUUUAGUGGUUGAAUAGGAUGAAGAUUUAAGUUUGAAUUGAUAAGUGUGUGUACAUGAAUCACUAGACAGGUGGCUUAGCCAAGGGGUCUGGACCAAUACAUAUUCCAGGUUCUUACGAUUGACAUAUCAAAACAGAGAUAUACAGCUGUUAAUGAUAUAAAAUGUGCAGUUUGACAUACUACUAUUGUACAUAUAUGUUUACAAUUAUUGUUUCACAAAUACAAACAUUACAACAGCAACAGGGUGAGAUAUUUUGAUCUUAGUCUCAUUUUUUAAGAAAGCUAACCGUUGAUGGUUUUAUAACCAAAGAGAAUUUUUGUUAGUAGAUUUUGUGGCUCAACAUCUUUGACACAUGCUGUAGCUUUUUAAUCUAUAAACAUUUUGAAAGUCUCAUUGUAUCAGUGCCUUGAUACUGCACAAUGUUCUCUCACAACCAUUACUGUAACUACAGUAUUAUGUAAGAAAUGCAUUCACAACUUUUACAGGUCCAUUCUGUUGUGAAUAAAGAGUCUACAUGCCCAUUCUGUUGUGAAUAAAUAGUCCACAUGUCCAUUCUGUUGUGAAUUAAAGAGUCCAACUGUCCAUUCUGUUGUGAAUUAAAGAGUCCACAUGUCCAUUCUGUUGUGAAUAAAGAGUCCACAUAUUUCAAACUGAAGGUAUGAUUCACAGUAGAGCAAAGAAAAUGGUUGAACAGAUCAUUCUGGAAAUGUUAUGAAGUUGUCCAUGUCUAGUUUUGUGCUUAAGUAUUUUUGCUUGUUUUAGCACAUCUUCAUGUUAUCAGAAUGCUUUGAAUUUUUAAUCUGAAUAUGUUGAUCCAUUUGGUAGUCUAAAAUCUGGUACUUCAAAGUAUUACUUUAUACUUAAAAAACUAUGUGCACGUUGAAAUUAGCUACCAUUUCAGAGUCGUCUUCCAUUGUCGGUGAGCUCGCUAAAUUUUAUUAACUUCCAUGUCAUUAACUACUGUACGCUCUUUAACUUGCACUGAGUAUAUGUGCCACAGAAUGUCGGAUAAGAAUUUGUUCCACAUGUUGGAUGUGUUCAUGUCUCUUCACAACAAAACUUUAUAUGUAUGUAAGUUCUUUGUUACCAUAAAUGUGUUCUUGUGCAGGAUAGCCUAUUGAACACUGUGAACACUGUAUUUAACACUGUGUUCACAUUGGAGUCAUUGCACUCUGUCUUAUUUUACAAUAUCCUAUUGAACACUCCACUGAGUAAAACAUAGGUGUCAUUUACUCAAUGUCCUAUUUCAAGAUAGCCUUUUGAACACUUAACAGACUGCAAUGCUGGAGUCCUUACUCUCAUGUUCUAUUUAAAGAUAGCCUUUUGAACACUUAACAGACUGCAAUGCUGGAGUCCUUACUCUCAUGUUCUAUUUAAAGAUAGCCUAUUGAACACAUGUCCAUUCACAUAGGUGUUAUUACACAUCCUGUUUCAAGAUAAGUUAUUGAACACUUCAUAGACAGCCACACUGGAGUCUUUACUUAGUGUCCAGUUUUAAUAUAGCCUAUUGAACACUUCACAGACUGCAAUAUAGGAGUCAUUACCCUGUCCUUUUGGAAGAUAAUUUGUUGAACACUUCACAGACUGCAAUAUGGGAGUUAUUACUCUGUCCUUUUGGAAGAUAAUUUGUUGAACACUUCACAGACUGCAAUAUGGGAGUCAUUACACUGUGUCCUAUCUGAGGUAACCUAUUGAACACUUCAUGGACUGUAAUACUAGAGUCAUAACUCUGUGUCUGUAGUGACUAUAAGAUAGUGUAUUGAACACUCCGUCUGACUGCAAAACUGGAGUCUGUAUUAUUUGUCCUAUUUCAGGAUAGACUGUUGUACACUCCAUCUGAUUACAACAUUGCCUGUAGUCUUAAAUCUGUGUCAGAAUAGCCUAUUGAACACUUCACGGACUACAAUAUUUAAUGCAUUCCUUCCUCUGGGUCCUAUUUCAGGAUGCAACACUGCAGGCAAUGCUCUGUCCUAUUUCCUAUAUGUACAUAUACUUAUUUUGCUUAUUUAACACAUUGACAGUGAAUCCAGGGUCAGAAAUUUAGCUGAAGACAUCAAAAAGCAAUAUUAUGGUACAUGUAUGUUGUGUGCGUAUCUCUGAAUAGUAUAGUUACUUUGCUGCAGAUCAGUUUUUCUAAGAAAAGACCUUUAAAAAACCAUUGUAUUAUGUUGUAGGUUUUAUCUGUUGGAAGAUAUUUUGGCUUAAGUUAUAAUUUUAAACCACUUGUCAAAUAAUUUAAUUGUCUUCACGUGCCAAACUUGACCAGUUAUCAUCUGUUAUAUAUUAACAUAUAUUCUGCUUGUUUGAGUCAAAGCAGGCAAUAACAUAUCAAUUGUCUUGAGUUACAUAUAGAUGUGGGUUACAUUGUAAGUGUUUACUUGUAUACACUUACAUCUAUUUUCUCUCAAGCAUUUUGGUAUGCAUUUAUAACUAUUUUCUCUCAAGCAUUAUUCAUUUAUUUUUUCUACUUGCAUCUAAACUUCAGAGGGGUUUUAGAUUUGUAUGUUCUUUGCUUUAUUGUACAGCAUACAUAUUAGUACUCUGGUUUUUAUGGCAAUUGCAGUGUAAGACGUCCAAUCUGCUAUACUGCAUUUGAUACGACAUAUUAGAGGUCUUUUCUUUGUAGUGGUUUAUAUUAAUUUGCAAUCUUGUUUGCAGUUGGCUGAAUUAUAUAUUGCUUUGUUUUGGUUGUUCUUGGACUUGUUGAAUAUGUUGAUACUGUGGCAUAGAUAUAUAUGCAUGGUUUAUAUGCAUUUGUGCUUUUAUUUACAUAUAUACCUGUUUUAUUUAUUUAAUUUAGACUCCUGUAAAUGUUUUGGUACAAAAAAUAUAUAUGUACCGCACAUUUAGACCGAUCAUCCAUUUUCUGUAUACUUUUAGAUCUACUGGUAAUUGUAGAUUUAACCAGUGUAUGUUUCAAGGUCAUAGUUCUGAUCCGUGGUAUUAUCUACUUGGAUAUAAAUGUGCGAAUUUCACAUAGAUUUAGCAUGGUUGUUUGGUUUUAACGGUUUUCCUGAGACAUUAAUUUAUGCAUGUAUAUCAGAGAAUUGAUAACAUUGCAGACAUUAUUUUAUCCCUGU